AUGGCUUCGCGAUCAUUCAUGCCUCUGCGGAGGUUUGGCCAGCUGUCUGCUUCAUGCGCUCGUACAGCCGGUCGCAAUGCUGGCAGAUCAUUCCGUGGUUAUGCCACGGAGCAGAGUCCACGUCAAAAACAUCAAUUUACUGUGUGGCGACCCUACCUGCGUCUGGCAAUCGGCGUACCCUUCAUCGGCGCCAUCAUUUACUCCAUGGCCACUGGCGAAGUUACCGACCUCGAUUCCCCGUCUAUCGUUGAGCUGGAUGAGGCCCUGAAAAAGUCUUCGCCCAUCACUGAAUCCUCUCCCAUGCGCUUACGAAUGGAGAAGCUCAUCAAGGACCACCAGCAGAAGAUUAUUGAGGAGCUGGGCAGGAUAGACGGCAAGGAGUUCAAGACGGAUACUUGGACGCGUCCUAAUGGCGGUGGUGGCAUCUCGUGCGUAUUGCAGGACGGUAACGUCUUCGAGAAAGCCGGCGUGAACGUGUCAGUGGUGUACGGCGAGUUGCCGCGGGCUGCCAUUGAGAAGAUGCGCGCCGACCACAAGUCCUUCGUGGGCGCCGAUGUCGAAUCACUGACGUUCUUCGCUGCCGGUCUCUCUCUGGUCCUACAUCCGCACAAUCCCAUGGCUCCGACAGUUCACUUGAACUACCGAUACUUCGAGACUUCGGACCCAAAGGACCCAAUCAACGGUGACAAGAACUGGUGGUUUGGCGGUGGCACUGAUCUGACACCCUCGUAUCUCUUCCCCGAGGAUGCGCAGCACUUCCACAAGACCAUCAAGGACGCCUGCGAUCGUCAUGACGCCACUUACUACCCCAAGUUCAAGGCUUGGUGUGACAAAUACUUCUACCUGCCUCACCGCGGUGAAUGCCGCGGUGUCGGCGGUAUCUUCUUCGAUGACCUCGACGCCAACUUCCUCCAGACUUCCGCUGGCUCGUCCUCCAACCCGCAAGAGACCUUGUUCUCUUUCGUCUCGGACGGCCUGGCCUCCUUCCUGCCAUCCUACGUACCCAUCCUCGAAAGGCGAAAGGAUAUGUCUUACACCGAAUCUCAGAAGGAAUGGCAGCAGCUGCGCCGCGGCCGCUAUGUCGAGUUCAACUUGGUUUACGAUCGUGGUACCAGCUUCGGCCUUCGUACCCCGAACGCCCGCAUCGAGAGUAUCCUCAUGAGUCUUCCGCGCACUGCAAGCUGGGCUUACAUGGAUCCUGUCUCUGGAACAAGGACCGAGAGCAUGCCAGUGGAGGAAGAAGCGCUAGCCGAGGACAAGACCAGCGAAAAGGAGAUCAUGGAUGUGUUGAAGCACCCUCGGCAGUGGGCUUAA
Penicillium cinerascens is the source of this 1314-nucleotide messenger RNA. It is a transcript of the gene hem13, whose product is annotated as coproporphyrinogen oxidase. The record is from RefSeq and is a predicted model, not a curated record. The coding region runs from base 1 to 1314 and encodes 437 amino acids. The transcript has 2 exons. Gene Ontology annotation, cellular component: cytoplasm; mitochondrial intermembrane space. Lineage: Eukaryota; Fungi; Ascomycota; Eurotiomycetes; Eurotiales; Aspergillaceae. Gene Ontology annotation, molecular function: coproporphyrinogen oxidase activity.